UCCCAGAACCCCCCACUCGUUGUUGAACUCUUUGCCUGGAAACAAAACGUAGCCAGUCGACUUGAAGUUCACACUUAACUACGGAUACUAAAUAACAUUUCAGCAAGACACACACACUGAAUUGCACAGAUCAUGGAGCCUCGUCGACAAGUCAAAGGUUCCAAUCCAUCCCGGGACCCAAGGUGUGGGCCGACCCACGCCGGUGUGCCUCAGAAGGACGCUUACGCCAGACUCCUCAGCCAGCACCAGAGCAGUAAGUUCCGCUCCUACCGGGACCAGAUCGCCCAGCAGCUGCAGCUGGACCAGAAUGCGACAGAGGACUCUCUUGAUAAACAGGACUUGGAGCUGAAUAGCGGGUGCCAGGCUGCGACAGGCAGCGAGGCGGACAGCUGCCUGGCCCUGUACAUGGAGAAGCUGAACGAAUGCGGAGGCCCGGCCGAUGCCCCGAGAGGGAAGCACCAGCAGCAGGCGGCGGUUGCCGGGCGGCAGCGCCGCGGCGAGAGGCGGGACACCAACACCAGCCAGGACGGAGACGUGGAGUCUGCAGAGGAGGGGCUUCACAGGCAGCGGCACCCCAAGAAGCAUCGCCGCGGCGAAGCUGGGCCGAAGUCACCUGUGGGCAGCUUUGGGGGCAAUGAAGCGAACCAAGGGGCCUCGCCCCACAAACCAGGCCCGCAGGGUGGCGGGAAGGAACACGAGAAGAAAAAGUCGAAGAAGAAAAAUGCGUCAAAAAGCGCUGAAGGUGUUAGGCAGGAGGGGGCUUGCCCUGAUCGGGCUAUCAACAUGCAACCCCAGGAUAGAAACCCUGAUGCCUGUAUAACUCCAGACAAGAGUAAAAACAAGAAUAAAUCGGGCAGAGGAAAGAAGAAGCCUGUGUUUGAAGAAUAUAUGUGCACCGAGGGCGUUUCUGCUGGGUUAAAGAGAGGAGAACUCAUUCAGGGACAAUUGAGAAUUAACCCUAAGAAGUAUCACGAGGCCUUCAUCCCUGCUCCUGACGGUAUGCGGGACAUAUUCCUGGAUGGCAUAGUGGCCCGUAACCGAGCCCUCAACGGGGAUGUGGUCGUGGUGAAGGUCCUUCCCCGGGAGCAGUGGAAGGUGGUGAAGUCGGACACCGAUGGGGAGGGGGCGAGCGAGCCGGAGAUCCCGCAGGCGGAGCAGAAGGCUGGGCAGCCCCCCAGCCCCGAUGUCGUCGUGGAGGCCCAGACCAGCGACGCUGCUGAAGAUCAGCCUGACGGGGUGGAGGCCCAGUGCAGAGACACCACCGCAGCUCUGGAGGGGCUGAAUCUCGGUGCCACAGGAUCUUCCCAGCAGAACAACGGUGAAGGUUCAAAUAAGGAUAAACCAUGUAACUCCAGCACUGUCUCGGAAAAGUGCCUUCAGAGGACUGCGAAGGUGGUCUACAUUGUGGAGCAGAAGCACUCGCGGGCUGCAACGGGCUUCCUCAAGUUCCUCCCCGACAAGAACUUCGCCAUGUUCUCCCCCACCGACCACCGCGUGCCGCGGGUCAACGUGCCGCUCGCCGACUGCCCGGACGACUUCGCGUCUCGGCCCGGCGACUACGCCAAAACCCUCUUUGUCUGUCGCAUCACCCACUGGCACGACAGCAGCACCUUCGCCGAGGGGCGGUUGGCUAAAAGCCUUGGACAAGCCGGAGAGAUAGAGCCAGAGACUGAGGGCAUUCUGAUGGAAUAUGAUGUGGACUUCUCCGAGUUCUCUGAAGAGGUCCUGCAAUGUCUGCCCCAGAACCUGCCCUGGACCAUCCCACCUGAGGAGCUCUCUAAACGGAGGGAUCUGAGAAAAGAAUGCAUAUUCACGAUUGACCCAGCAACUGCCAGAGACCUGGACGAUGCCCUGUCCUGCAAACUACUCCCAGACGGAAACUUUGAAGUGGGAGUUCACAUCGCUGAUGUCAGUUAUUUUGUGGAAGAAGGGGAAGCGUUGGAUCUCGUGGCCAGCCAAAGAGCCACCAGCGUCUACCUGGUGCAAAAGGUGGUUCCAAUGCUGCCUCGCCUGCUCUGCGAGGAGCUCUGCAGCCUGAACCCCCUGACCGACCGGCUCACCUUCUCCGUCAUCUGGAAGAUCACCCCGCAGGGCAAGAUCCUGAGCGAGUGGUUUGGGCGCUCCGUGAUCCGCUCCUGCGUGAAGCUGAGCUACGACCACGCCCAGAGCAUGAUCGAAGCGCCGGAGAAGCUCUUCCCCGCCGAGGAGCUGCCCCCGUUUGACCCCCACCACCCCAUCGACGAGAUCCACCAGGCCGUCCUCAACCUGCACACCAUCGCCAAGAACCUCCGAGCCCAGAGGUUCCAGGGCGGGGCGCUACGUCUCGACCAGCUGAAGCUGUCCUUCACCCUGGACAAGGAAAGCGGGAUGCCCCAAGGCUGCUAUGUCUAUGAAUACAGAGACAGCAACAAGCUCGUUGAGGAGUUCAUGCUGCUGGCCAACAUGGCGGUCGCUCACCAGAUCUACCGCAGCUUUCCCAAGCAGGCUCUGCUGCGUCGCCACCCGCCGCCCCAGACUAAGAUGGUGGACGACCUGACUGAGUUCUGUGACCAGAUGGGCCUGAACCUGGACUUCUCUUCUGCAGGGGCGCUCCAUAAAAGCCUGAAUGAGACGCUGGGGAAUGACCAGUACUCCAGCGCCAGGAAAGAGGUCCUCACCCACAUGUGCUCCCGGCCCAUGCAGAUGGCCAUUUACUUCUGCUCCGGGGUUCUGAAGGACGAGCCCCUCUUCCGGCACUACGCCCUGAACGUGCCCCUCUACACCCACUUCACCUCGCCCAUCCGCCGCUACCCGGACGUCAUCGUGCACCGCCUCCUGGCUGCGUCUCUGGGGUGCGGCCCCCAUAUGAGUCUGACCGAGGACGAUGUUCAGAAGCGGGCCUCGCACUGCAACGACAAGAAGACCGCGUCCAAGAGAGUCCAGGAGAUGAGCUCGGAGCUGUUCUUCGCCGCCUUCGUUAAGGAAUCGGGGCCCCUGGAGUCUGAGGCCAUGGUCAUGGGUGUUCUGGACCAGGCCUUCGAUGUGCUGGUGCUGAGAUACGGUGUGCAGAAGCGCAUCUACUGCAAUGCUUUGCAAGGCCUUGAGAACUUUCAUUUCAACAAGGUGGGGAAGAAGCCAGAGCUCACUCUCAUUUGGGCAGCAGAGGACCCAGAGCAGGGUUCUGUGCGGCAGGAGAUCUCCAUCUUCUCCCUGGUGGAGGUGGUGCUGAAGGCGGAUGCAGCCCCCAUGAAGUACAGCGCAGUGUUGAAACACCCGACGGACACCGCAACAUGAACACCUGCUCCGACUGGCACCACGCGUAACAUACACAACACUACACCUGCAUCCAUAGAACACUCAUGCAUGUGUGCACACAACAGACACGCACAUGCACACGCACAUGUACACACACACACACACACACAGACACACACACACAUACAAACACCAAUACAGCAGAGCUCUAUGCAUACAAACUACACACAUGCAUAAUUAAAAAAAAAAUGUCAAGGCUUGAAUGGAAAUGCACACAUUGGUUUUUACUAUUAGUCAAGUGGUGUUUUUUUAAUUUAACUGCUGCUUUUUAGUAAACUGUAACACUGUUGGUAAAGGUAGAGCUUGGCUGCCUUUGUCUAAUUGAAAAAGGCCCAAAAUAGUGCAAUGAAUUCAGAUUUUUAAUUUAAAUGGAGACCAGCUUGGGUCCUUUUUAAAUACUGCCAGUUCAGCUUUUUGAGCUGAGGAAUUUUUUUUUUUUUUUUGAAUAUUCAAGCUUUAAUAUUUCUUAAGCCAUUUGUUUUGAAUGUAUGGAAAAAAAGAAAAUGUUCUUUCAUAAAUUUGUUUUAUGGCAAUAAAAUUACAUGUUGUAUCGUUUCAUCUAGAUGUCAGGAACAUCUUUAGAAAACCUGUUAAAAAUGUGGAUUAUCUACAAUUUUUCUUAGCCAGGGAGCGUCAUCGAAUUGUCCAGUCAUUUGCUCCAGAAAAACAGCAGCCAUGUUUUAUAGAACUCAUAGUUUGGUUCAACUUGCACAGUAUUUUGUUUACAUUGCCUCGUGGGUACAGUUAGCAGCCCAGUACACACACUUGUAUUGAGCCUGGGCAGAACAUUCUCCACGUUCACCGUACUUGCUAAUAGGAAAGCUUUUCUGUGUACAUUUAAAAGUUUACUUUGAAUUCAGAAUUUCUCCCACACUCUAAAUACAGAUCAAGUCGUCCUGCUGCACACAGCGACUGCUCACAGGUGUGGACUCAGUCUACUUGGACUGCAUUUUCAUAAAUACUUGAAAAUAUUCUAUUUCAGGUCUAGGAAGUGUUCCAUGGAUAUACUGAUGCUACUGUAGAAUUAUUGUACGUGAGGCCUUCAUGUAUAUUGCAUCCUGUUAAUGGUCCUUAUGUUUAUUUCUUAAUUUAUGGUGUAUGCGUUUUAUGUGUUUAGCUUUUUUUUAUGCAGCAGUUCAUGUUGAAUGUUGAAUGCGUCCUUUUGUAUACUCAAGAAGUACAAUAGCUCCUCUAAUCUACCAUAUGGGCUUAUCUGCAAGAUCAUUUAUCAACUUCAAGUAAAGCUUUGGAGCUGCAGAGAGUUUGAUUCUUUUAAAAAUAUUUAUUUACUCUACCUGGAUCAAUGCACCUAUGUGCUCAUACCUGACUUAUGCAAAGCUGUCACAGCUGACCUGAAGUUUAGGACUAGUGCCUCCAAGUGUGAAAUUUAAUCAAGACCUUAUGCGCUAGACUAUGCAGUAAAAUGUCCAGUGUUCAUUCAACUCUUAAAAGAUUUAAUUUGGUCCCACUCCGGAAUGUGGGACCAAAUGUUAUCCGUUAAGCAUUGAAUUACACUAGUAGAGUUGAAUCAACACUGGACAUUGUACUGUGUAGUGACCCCGAAAGUUGUGCCCCCAAGACAACCAGGGAUUCCAGAGUUAAAUGCAACAUGACCAUACUACCACCAGAUCUGCUUUACUAUGAUUUCUAAUUGCGUCUAAAUAAUUCAUAGUUCCAAUACGUCAAAACUCCUUUUGUAAGCUUAUUUUAAUUAAAUACAGCAAUUACAGAAAGAAAAGACUUCAGUUAGAUGGUACCGUGGAUGACUAGAUAACUGAAGUCAAUGUGCUGUAAAUUGUAGUUUUCUCGCAAAGCUUGUAGGUAGCCCUAUAAACUCUGGUUCGACCUCUGUUUUAUAGUCUGUUAAAAAAGUGAUGUAAAAACAGGAUUGUACCCACACUUCAGGCCUCUAUGUGAUAUUUCAUACAUCUGAAUUUUCGGCUGAGUACCGCAUUUUUCACCUGUGUUUAACGUGCUUCAGUUUGAAUUGUUUUUUCCAACAUGGUUUUGUAAAUGUAUUUGACAUAUAUGUCACUGUGCCUUGUGAUUUACAUAAUUGAAGUCCCCUUUCAUGUUUUUUCUUUCCCUCCAGUAAUAUGUUCUGCUUUUAUGUGCCUUUCAGGUCAUGCAAUACUUUUCCCCUCGUAAAUACACACAUUACCAGCUGUGGCUCUCAGAUAUUCUCUCAGUAGUUUUAAAGCAGUCUGUCCUUUCUGUGAAAUAAUGCAUUCAUUAACCUUUUAAUGGAUGGAAACUAUUCUCUGCUCUCUGGCACACAAAGGGACCCAGUUAAUAUAGGAAUGAAUGUUUUUGUGUAUUAGAAUUUUGCUGAUAUGCAGUUUUUUGUGUGACAUGUCAAUGAAGGUUGUUCUCCAGAUAUUUCAUUAUACAGAUUAUUUUCUGUCCCAAUACAGUCAAAACUCAGUGACUUUUGUGCUCUUUAUUUUCUUAAAAUAAUUUAGGAAUUGUUCAUCUUUAUUUGUGCUUCUGAUGUGAGGGAGUGGUCCAUGGAAAGAGGGCAGCUCCGUUUUUUCUGUUUGUCCAAACAAAUUCAUCCUUAGUAUGUCCUGAAGGUUGAUUUUGGUUACAUUUUGACAGAUAUUUGAGGCAUGCCUUAUAUUUAUGUAUGUGUGCUUGUGUGAGUGCACAUGCGCGUAGUAUGAAAUACCUAGCAGUGCUGUUUGAGUUUACUGUCCUCCCUAUAUUUCAUUGUUACCCAUAAGAAUGAAAUGGAUGAAUGAAUGAAUGUAUUCCUGUCACUGUGUGUUUGGGCAUCUAGGAUCAUUCUGCCACUCCAUUUGUAGAGCCGGAUGAAAGAUAAAGAAGUGGCGGUCUAGGGAUGGAACUUUGUAACCAGCAUUAAAUGUUGUCAAGUGUAAUAGUAAUUCAAUGUGCUUCUAUGAAACUGAUGUGUACAGCUCGACCUGGAACUUUCUGGAAACCAGUAAAAUAACUAAUCAGCUAAA
Messenger RNA from Anguilla anguilla (European eel), 6260 nucleotides. RefSeq names its product DIS3 like 3'-5' exoribonuclease 2 (gene dis3l2). NCBI's taxonomy places the organism in Eukaryota, Metazoa, Chordata, Actinopteri, Anguilliformes, Anguillidae. The record is from RefSeq and is a predicted model, not a curated record. Gene Ontology annotation, cellular component: P-body; exosome (RNase complex). The coding region runs from base 133 to 3273 and encodes 1046 amino acids. Gene Ontology annotation, molecular function: RNA binding; 3'-5'-RNA exonuclease activity. Gene Ontology annotation, biological process: miRNA catabolic process. The transcript is spliced from 21 exons.